GAUAAACUAAAAGAUAAAAAUAAACCGGAUAUCAAUAAAUUCUUAAACCUCCUGAAAACCCUAAGCCCACACAUUUGAAUCAGCAAAGAAACUCCAUGGACGUUGAAUCAAUAACAGAAGAGACGGAGCUGCACGACAAACAAUCCGAAUUGGAUGUCGCUCCGGCCUUAAUUGCCGUCCACCCGACCCAUCACUCUCUCGUAGUUGCCAUCGGGUCGGAGCUCCGAGUUUUCGAUCUCCAAGGAAGCUGUUGUGUAAUAUUAGGGGAUGGUUCUAGUGGCCACAAGGAUUCAAUUAGAGCUGUAUCGUAUGGAGCAAAUGGGAAGCUUUUUGUUUCGGCUGGUGACGAUAAACUCGUCAAGAUUUGGAAUACAGACACAUGGCAGUGCAUUUACAAUGUAUCAUCUGAAAAAAGAGUUACUGCAGUUGCAAUAAGCAAUGACGGCCAUUAUGUUAGUUUCGCUGACAAAUUUGGAGUUGUCUGGGUUGUGGAACUGGAAGGCCUUCACCAGAGUUCAGCUGUGGUUGAGAAGAAACCAGCACCUAUGCUUUCCCACUAUUGUAGCAUCAUUACUGGCCUGGAAUUUUCGCCAGAUGGAAAAUAUAUAGUUAGUGCUGAUAGGGAUUUUAAAAUCCGUGUUACCGCCUUUCCUACAAAACCACUAGAAGGAGCUCAUGAGAUACAAAGUUUUUGCCUUGGACAUACAAAGUUUGUAUCGUGCUUUACCUUCGUUUGCAAUCAGGAAUAUCCACAGGGGUUUCUUGUAUCUGGAAGUGGUGAUUCAACAGUUUGCUUGUGGGAAUAUGAAUCUGGAACCCUACUUAAUACAUGUGAAGUUGGAGCAGAGGCAGGGCUUCUUCAGUCUAAUGGGAGUGAAGAAGAUAUUCUUCCCGUAAUUACUGAUUUAUGUGCUUCCCGUGAUGGUUCACUUGUUGCAGUGGCUGUACAGAGCUUACCUGGAGUACUACUUUUGAGUUGUAAUCUCUCUGUUAAAUCACUUUCUAUUGUCAGGAAAAUAACUAUAACUGAAGAAGCCUUUAUUCCUACUUGCUUGAGUACUUCUUCCACAUCAGAAUUGUUAUGGCUAGUUAUGGGUGUCUCUAACUUAAAAGGUUCUGUUUCACCGUCUCUUGCCCGAGUGAGAGCGAUCUCCUGUUUCGGACAGAACAGUGAGCCUAUUAUAUUGGCAGACAGUGAAAUACCAGGUGGAGAACAACUACUUAAGACGUUGCAGGGUAAUUUAUCUAUUGAGAAAGAAGUAUUUUCAAGGACUGCUGAAGCUGUGAAAAUAGCAAUGAACAAUUUACUAAUUAAAAAAGAGUACAACGUGGAGAACAGAGAGUACAGGAAACGAGGCAGGAACGACAAGAAAAAAUAUAAAUGAACAGAGUUUUGCUAGUCACUAGUGUCUGAUCCUUCACCUCUAUACGGAUAAUAUUUAGUUUCGACAUUGUCAUUGCCUGUAAUCUUUGUUGUAAUUGUGGUGAUAGAUGUUCUUUAUGUAACUUAAGGGCUAGGAAUGAGUCAUGAGUGACUUGGCUACAUCUGUUUUUGUACUUCUGGAAAAUUUGUUAACAGAUAUCUAAUUGACUGUAAGAUUGAACAUUUGAACUCUU
This is a messenger RNA of Daucus carota subsp. sativus, 1617 nucleotides long. RefSeq lists its product as uncharacterized. The record is from RefSeq and is a predicted model, not a curated record. Gene Ontology annotation, cellular component: nucleus; cytosol; tRNA methyltransferase complex. Gene Ontology annotation, biological process: tRNA modification; RNA (guanine-N7)-methylation. Bases 96 to 1385 code for a protein of 429 amino acids. NCBI's taxonomy places the organism in Eukaryota, Viridiplantae, Streptophyta, Magnoliopsida, Apiales, Apiaceae. The transcript has 10 exons. Gene Ontology annotation, molecular function: protein binding.